Messenger RNA from Drosophila ficusphila, 323 nucleotides. Its product is annotated as protein CEBPZOS. Lineage: Eukaryota; Metazoa; Arthropoda; Insecta; Diptera; Drosophilidae. The record is from RefSeq and is a predicted model, not a curated record. Bases 60 to 323 code for a protein of 87 amino acids. The transcript has 2 exons.
AAACUUUGUUUUUCUUUUUAGAAAGCAAACGUGUUUAAUUUUUGUAACUUUUAUUUAUAAUGCUACCCAAAACACCAAAGCCCGCCAUCUGGAAGUUCAUCAAGGGAAGUGCGAAGACUUUGUUUGUACUUGAGGCAGUUUGCUUUGCGGCCAGUUACGGUGUUUAUUAUCGCAUGAACACAAACCAAGAGUUCCGCCAGCACAUCCACGAAAACUAUCCAUUUGUGCUUGAUUAUUACUACAAAAUCGGCGAAAUUGUGGGAGAUAGCAAGGUGCGGCAGACGGAUGCAAGUUACUGGAGCGCCCUAAAAAAAAGCGACUAA